Molecule: messenger RNA, 2652 nt
Organism: Debaryomyces fabryi
Lineage: Eukaryota; Fungi; Ascomycota; Pichiomycetes; Serinales; Debaryomycetaceae
Gene: FGR29
Product: Fgr29p
Exons: 1
Coding region: 1-2652 (883 amino acids)
Source: RefSeq, a predicted model, not a curated record
AUGAGAGGCAGAGCACCGAGCACGUUUGCACAAAAUAAUGCUCAUCCCGGCCUGAACCAACAAAACAGCACCAGCAAGACUAAGGCUAAGAAUUUAGAAUUCAAAUAUCUUUAUUUUAAGAUCCAAAAACUAAUUAAUAAGAGAGUGGUAUUGAGUUUGAAAUAUGAACAAUUGAAGUCACCUGGAGUUCAUUCAACUUUAAUGAAACCAUUAGGAUCGAAAAUUGUGGAGAUAGCAUCAAUUAGUAAUUUAUCUAAGAGAAUUAGUAGGGUUCUUAAUUCUUUACCUACUAACUCACCCUUCCAAACUCCGAGGUUUGGCCCACAAGCAAAUUCAAACUAUAGUCAUGAUGCUAACGGAGGCCUGAAAGUAUCAAUUAAUUUAGUUUGUAUUUUAUUGCUUUUGAGACUCGAGUUUACAAUUCAGGCGGAGAACAAUUUAAUUAAAUAUGACAUAUUGAAUACCAAGGCAACAAUAUGUGAAAUACUAGCAAUAAGAAUGUUGAGAGAAUAUAAGGCAUAUGACCGUAUUAAUUUGUUAUUUACAAAUCCUAUGCGAGAUGAUCAUUUCCAGAACAAAUUUCCUUCCCGGAUAUCAUCAUACAACACUCUCGAAUUGGCAGUAUUAUCAAAAUCGAAAAAGUUUCUUUCUCAGCCUGUUAUUGAACAAAUAUUGGAUAGAUUUUAUGAUGGAGAAUUGAUCGUUAAGAGAAACAAUGAUCUCAUUAAUGAUUCGAUUGUUCAAUCUUUAUUGGACGUGAAUUCAAUGUUUCCGAACUUGGAGGAGCAAACCUGUUUGUUAAACGAUAAGAGUGAAAAUGCAGUUAUAAAUUAUACUUUCAAAAAACUAUCCUUGCAUAAGAUAACCACAAGAGCAAACAUAGUUCCGAAAUAUCAAUCACUUGUUAUGAAUAUGAAGUUGAUCUUUUUCGCCACUUUGCAUUUUAUAUUAAUUUUGGAACAAAAGCAAACAGAAUGGUAUACUGAUCCGAAUAAUACAUUUAUGAGAAUAACUGAACUUCUUUAUUGGUUAUUAGCUUUUAAUUUCAAUUUUGAGCUUUUUAUUAAACUCAGGAAUAUUAACUUUAAAUUCUUGAGAAAAAUUAUAUGGACCUAUGCUGACUUGAUUCUAGUCUUAUUAAUUGAUUCUGCCCUUAUAUUAAGGAUAUUUUCUCUUUUAAAUAAAGUGGGUACCGAAGAUUAUCAUGAUGCAUUUAGUUUGAUCUCAAUAAUAUUGUUGCCUAGAAUUUUAUCGGUAUUCAACAAUUAUGAAUUUUUUAAUAUGAUAACGCAGUCUUUGAAGAAGAUGCUUUGGAAAUUAAUUGGCUUAUUCUUCUUAUUUAUUUCAUUGAUAAGUGGGUUUUAUUUGACGUUUAUUUCAUUAGCUAUUGACCGUAAUAGCUACGAAAUUGCAUUUGAUAUGCUCAAAGUCUUUUUUGGGUUUACACCGGCUGUUUGGAGUAACUGGGACAGUUAUAAUAAUUUAGGUCGAGCAAUCCAGAUGGGUUAUUUAUUUUUAAGUCAGUUCAUUAUAGCUACUAUCUUAGCUAUUGUACUAAGUCAGGUAUUUUCCAAGGUAUCUCUAUCUAACAAGGAAGAAUUUGCAUAUUUCAAGUCUACGAAUUUAGUGGUUUAUUUUCAGACUUCAGACAUAUUCUAUGAAAAUGGGUUUUACGGCAAGAGUAAUAGCUUAUCAACUAUUGGCAUCUUGUAUAUGUUUAUGAACUUAUUUAAGUUUCCAAUUAUUUUGAUUAUUUUUAUUUAUGAAUUAAUUGUUGCAAAUAUUAAUUCAAAGAAGGGCCAAAAUGAUUUGAAGCAGUUUACAUUUUUAAAUAAAGAGCAAGAUUAUUAUCAAGAUCAAGACUUGGUGAACAUGGAUUCAAUUGAUGAUGAUACAGAUGUGAGCUUAAUGAUGGUCAAAACAAGAAAUAAUUCAAUGUUUCAGGCCUUACCAGGCAGAAAAAUUAGUUCUGUCGAUAAUGGAAACCACCAUGUAUCUUCCCAUUUAUUCAACAACCUUGCUCCUGCUAAGUCCAUAAGCACGCUCGGAAACCUUAGAAGUGCAUCUACAGAUUCAUUCAUCAUUGAUGAAAUACUUGCUAAAAAAUAUGCCGUCAAUGGUAAUGUUAUUGCCCAGACUCCCGUCCAUCAAGGCUUGGAAAUCGCCAAGACUGCCAAUAUCGAGGCCAAUUCCAAAUUAUCAGCAUCUCAACAAUCAAAAUGGCUUACUGAUCGAAAGUCGUUAAUGAGCAUGAACAACCUUGCAUCAAAUGCCAACUUUAGGGCCCCCUCAGGUAAGAAAAUCAAAAAGAGAAAGAAGAACGUGAACAACGAAAUAAUGACCAAACUCAAUAAACUCGAAACAUUAGUAGACAUGCUUGUAAACCAGCAACAUGAUCAGGAUGAAACGGUGCAUGCAUUUCCCCAACAGAUCUACGACGAUCAAAGCAUAAUUCAAGAAGUAGAAGAGAAUGAUUCUAGUUCGGUUAUCAGAGGCGAUACCGAACACAAUAACUUUGGUGAAAUUUACAGAAUUAACGAAGUGUCUCUUGAUGAUAUGGAUCUGCUCAAUAUGUCUCACGAAGAUGCGGAUGCAGGUGAAGAUGACGAAGUAGAUACCUCAACCGAAGUAGAAUCUGAUGAUACAUACUGA